Molecule: messenger RNA, 731 nt
Organism: Paramecium octaurelia
Lineage: Eukaryota; Ciliophora; Oligohymenophorea; Peniculida; Parameciidae
Source: the annotation of a GenBank genome assembly
GAUGGAUUACUCAAACUAAAAACAUCCAUAAAAUUAUUCAUAAAUGGAAGACUUAAAAACAUUAGAUUUGGAAGAGAGUGUUUCUGAGACUAUUGUAAUUGAAAUAUCUUAUAUAGAUGAGAGACUUGAGAAUGAUAGCAUAUAAAUUGAAAUAUGUAUUAAUUCCCAAAGAAUAGGAGGACAAUGGAAAAGAAUUACGAAAUUGUAAAUUCUAUUUAUCUAUUUUAUAGGGGAUUUAUGGGGACCAUUGAUUUUUUGUUUGACUUUGGCUAUGUAAAUUAAUAUUCUAUAGAAGGACUCUGAGUUUCAAGGCUGAUUCCACAACUUCUAGUUCAAAAUCUGAUGUUUUUGCAAUCAUUUUUGUUCUUAUUUGGGUUGGUGCUUUUGUUGUUACUCUAAAUGCUUAGUUACUAGGAGGAAAAGUGUAAUCAAUCUCUUUUUAUGCUUAGAUCAUUUUUCCAAUCUGUUUGUCUUUUGGGUUAUUGUGUAUUUCCAAUCAAUAUUGAAGCAAUAAUUAUUGCAUUUGUUGGAUCCUACUUACCAUUUGUUGUGAAAUUAAUCCCAGUGAUCAUUUGUUUUGCUUGGUCUGCCUAUUGUAAAAUUUGAAUUAAAUAAAAAUAGCAUCUGUUGGUUUUAUGGCAUCAUUGGUACCACCACAUAAGAAGAAGUUGGCAGUUUACCCUGUAUUUUUAUUUUAUUUGUUUUUGUCCUGGUUUUCUUUGAUAGUAUGA